AUGUUGGCAAGUUUACACGGAUAUAAUGCUGUCGUACGUGUCUUACUUGCUCACUGUCCUGUUGAUAUUGACCAAACCGAACUCAAAGGACGUGUAUAUAGCAAUAACGGAGAUUUAGUACAUGGCGCAACUGCUUUGUGGUGCGCACUUGAUCGAGCUCACUAUGUUGUAGCACAAAGUUUGAUUGAUCUGGGUAAAGCUAGCGUUAAUAACGGUCCAUUUCAUCCACUUUUAAUUGAUGCCAUUAUCAGGGAACGAUUUGACAUCGUUUGCUUCCUGGUAGAGAACGAUUAUGCUGAUGUUAAUGAAACAGUGACCAAUGAUCAGAAUAAAUGCAGCAGUCUAAUAGUAGCUGCCGCCAAAGGCAAUAUACAGAUCAUGACUUAUCUCAUAGAAAGAGGCGCCAAACUCGAUUGUAGAACCUGUAUUCAUGAAAACACACCGCUUACUGUUGCUGCUACAGAAGGUCAUGUAGCAUCAGUAAGAUUACUAUGUUUGGCUGGCGCCUCUUCUAGUAUGAGAAAUCGUUAUGGGAAGACUCCACUGAUACUAGCAGCCGAGAAUAGUCGACUAGAUGUAGUCGAUUUUUUACUCGACUAUAAUCAAGAUGAAACAGCUUUCAAUGAUCUUGAACUACUUGCUUCUUCCUAUAUGGUCUCCAACAAUGAUGAUGAACGUCAUGAACCUGAACGGAUGAUACGUUUUUUGCGACAAUCAAUUGAAAGACGUGUACUACUCAAUAUGCCGAAAAGCGUUGCCCAGCCUAUUGCUGCUUAUGAUUUUCAUAAAGAAUGCCAGUUCAUCGAUGAUCUCGAUCAGAUCCAACACGACACUAAUCGUCUAUACACUGAGGCAUUGCUUAUUCGUGAACGUAUUCUUAUACCUCAAAAGAAUGAAUCAUUGUUUGAUCCAUUACUCAAACGAGUGACUGUACUUGUUGAAAGGAACGAAUUCGACCGUGCCCUGCAUCUAGCAUUUCCAAACUUCCCAGCUACAAGACUUCUCCUUGCGUAUGGGAAGCAAUGGAUUGAUUUAAAUGCCAUAAAUACAAUUCGUGGUGACACUGCCCUACACAUAAUAUCUCGUAGUUCGAAACGAGUUACCAGUACAAAUCCGAUAGCGGUCGUUGAGCGGCUAAUCAAUGCAGGAGCUCAUAUUGAUUGUGUCAAUGAAUAUGGUGAGACACCACUUGCUGUAGCUAUCCACAAUGAAAUUCAAGACCUUUUGCGACUGAAACAGAAUCCACCAUCAUUGAAAUGUAUUUGUGCCCGUUUCAUUGCUGACCAGCAACUAGCCUACGAAUGUUUAUGGCCGACACAAACACCAUUAAACACCUUCGUCUUGUUACACGGUGGCUUGAGACGUGAACAUUCUUUUUCAGAAAGUGAUUCAAUCUCAUUUGUCGAUUAG
Messenger RNA from Rotaria sp. Silwood2, 1410 nucleotides. The record is from the annotation of a GenBank genome assembly. NCBI's taxonomy places the organism in Eukaryota, Metazoa, Rotifera, Eurotatoria, Philodinida, Philodinidae.